AUGUCGUCUGUAAAAGUCAUUUUCACAAUAGCAAUUCUACUAAUAUCACUGAGCAAUAUAUAUUGUGUGACGGAUGGCGAGAUCUAUGCUCUUCAACAAACAAUCAAUCAUUUGAGUGAAGCAGCAAAAGAAAAACUUUAUCACUCUCUUUCUGCUAAUAACAAUGAAGGCCGACUAGACAGUACGCAUUGGUGUUGCAAUAUUGAUCCUGGUGUGGACGCUACAGCAAGAACUCGUCAAACAACUUUUACCAUUCAACGACAUGCACGUAGAAAGUGUGGUUACAGCAGCUGUGGUGUUUUUGGCUGGUCAAGUUGUACACGUUGGUGUGACGAUUAUUGGACAGAACUAGGAUACGGCAUUGAAACAUACACUACUUAUGAGCAACGUAUAUGUCCACUAGCAAACCUUGUCUGCUGUGCUGGUUAUAUUACUGUUGUCAAUCAUUGCUUUACCUAUGAAGAAGUUUUAAAUAACAAGGAUAUUUUAGAAAUACUUGUUUCUAUGGGUAUUUCUAUUAAUCCAACGAUGGGUUAA
This is a messenger RNA of Rotaria socialis, 537 nucleotides long. NCBI's taxonomy places the organism in Eukaryota, Metazoa, Rotifera, Eurotatoria, Philodinida, Philodinidae. The record is from the annotation of a GenBank genome assembly.